ACCCGGAGCUCAGAAGCUUUCAGCAAGCCCAAGAACUUCGACAUAUAUGCCCACUUUUAACACAGCGGGAAUAUGAGCAAUCAUUGCCAUUUCGAUACUCAUUUUACACAUACUCUAGUCUACAUAGUCCACCACCCCCACUAAAAUUACGCCAAAACGCUAACUAUGGUUGCUGACGACGACACAUGCAGCGUUGCCCUGACCAUGUCAACGUUCAAUAAGAGGAACCGUUUUCAUACAGAAGAUGGAGGCGGCGAAGAACGACGAUCAGCGACCGGUUCCGAGGGAGCAGGCGAUACUGGAAAGCUUCUUCACUCAGCUCGGGAUGUUCUCGUUCGACCGAGCCAAAGACUACGUGGAGAAGGAGAAGGACAUCAGUAAGAGCGCCGGGCCCAUAUGGGCCUCUUUGCUAGCUGCUCUGGCCCACCUCGCUGCUGCGGAGAAAGCCUACCACAACAUGACGUUCCUCGGUCAGAAAUUGGGAGGCCAGUCAUUCUUCAGCAGGAAAGAUUCCAUUAGGACCACGUACACAUCGGUGUUCAACGAGCUAAAGAAGGUCAUCUCCAUGGGCCGGCUCAGCUCCUCCGCAGGCUCCGCCCCUUUCCUGGAGGACCUGCUAUCCCAUCUGUCCGAGCAACUGUGCCACUUCACGCAGGCUCGGACAGAGAUCGCAGAUUUCUAUGAGAAGAUGUUGGCGCUGGCCAACCAGAAGAGCGUCCACUCCGAGGAGCUGGUCAGCAUGCUGGAGAGCGUCCUGCACAAGUACAGCUCCAAGUUCCACCACCCCAUCCUGAGCCGGAUGGAGGGCUGCUUCCAGCUGGAGGUGGACGUUCUGUGCCAGCUGCUGCGGUGCCAGGUGGAGGUGUGUGAGUGGCGCUUCCUGCCCGCGCUGCUGUGCCUGCACGCUGCCCACACCAAGCUGACCGCCUGGGCGCAGCUGUUCGAGCGCCAGCGCGAGACGCGCAAGCACCUGUUCGGUGGCCAAUCGCAGAAGGCCGCUCAGCCGCCGCACCUGUACGUGUGGCUGCAGCGUCUGCAGGGGUCACUGCUGGCCAAGUUCAGCUUCUACUUCCACGAGACACUGAGCCGGCAGACGCUGGUGGCGGAGAUGAAGGCGCUGACUGCGCGCACCUCGCCCGACUACUACGGCCGCGCGUCCUCCUUCAUCCGCAAGCACGACGCCGCCAGCGUCUCACUCGUCUUCGACAACCGCGGCCACGAGAGCUUCCAGGGCCACGGCUACCACCACCCCCACUCGUACCGCGAGCCGCCCAAGGGCGUGGACCAGUUCCCGGCGGUGGUAUCGCUGCCGAGCGGCGAGCGUCCGGUCACGCACUGGCCCAACGUCAUCAUGAUAAUGAGCGACCGCGGGGCCGAGCUCAACGCGCUGGACAAGGUGGUGCACUUCUACGACGACAAGGUGCAGAGCACCUACUUCCUGUCCCGGCCCGAGCCGCAUUUCACGCUCGUGGUCAUCUUCGACGGCCGCCGCUCAGAGAAGGACUCCUACAUCACGGCCUUCCUGCUGGAGCUGACCGGCUCGCUCCGCAACACCAAGCCCUUCAGCUGGCUCAAGCCUGGGUCCAAGGGCUGAGAACAUACAUACACACACACACACAUGCACACACACACACACACACACACAUACACACACACACCAAGCCCUUCAGCUGGCUCAAGCCUGGGUCCAAGAGCUGAGAACAUACACAUGCACACACACACACACACACACACCAAGCCCUUCAGCUGGCUCAAGCCUGGGUCCAAGAGCUGAGAACAUACACAUGCACACACACACACACACACACACCAAGCCCUUCAGCUGGCUCAAGUCUGGGUCCAAGGGCUGAGAUCACGCACACGCAGGUACACACACACAUACACACAUACACACACACACAUAUACACACACACACACACACACACACACAUACACACACACACAUACACAUACACACACACACACACACACACACACACACACACACACACACAGGACUGGAGAGGAGUGCAAGCCCAGAUAUUGAGGUUGUGCAGGUUCUGCAGAGGGUGCAUAUGUGCAGUAGUUGUGAUGAUGGAUGUCAGGUGGGACUGAUUGUAUGUUUUGGUCUAAACACAUGCUAAGCCUUUUUGCUUGAAAUAACACAUAAAUGUGUGUAACCUUUUAAAAAGGCGUCCAUUUCGUCUUUGUUUUAAGUUGUUACUCUGAACAUCUAGUGGUCCAGUUUGCCUGUAGGUGUGUCUGCAACUGCCUGUCUGCUUGACUCUUGACCAAAGAAGGUGGUUGCAGCUCUUGUGAACAACACAGGCACAUUAUUUUUUUACUUGAUAUUUUAAGUCUCUGUUUAAGUUUAAGUCACUGUUUGUGAGAUAGGAAUCUAACAAGUGCUCUUGAACCUUUCCAAGCAAUUUCUCUAUCAAAAUGCUGCUAUGUCAAAACAUCUGAUUAUUUGGAGGUUUAUUUUAGAUGACUAAUAUUUUAAGUGAUCAUUAUGGUGAGCGUGGUUGAGAUAUCUGUAUGUUCUGGAGACUCCAAAUACAUAAUAAAGUUUUGAACCUGUAAGAUGAA
Messenger RNA from Alosa sapidissima (American shad), 2569 nucleotides. RefSeq names its product KICSTOR subunit 2 (gene kics2). Bases 245 to 1594 code for a protein of 449 amino acids. Gene Ontology annotation, biological process: negative regulation of TORC1 signaling; protein localization to lysosome; cellular response to glucose starvation. Gene Ontology annotation, cellular component: KICSTOR complex. The transcript is spliced from 4 exons. Lineage: Eukaryota; Metazoa; Chordata; Actinopteri; Clupeiformes; Clupeidae. The record is from RefSeq and is a predicted model, not a curated record.